Molecule: messenger RNA, 1767 nt
Organism: Malassezia globosa CBS 7966
Lineage: Eukaryota; Fungi; Basidiomycota; Malasseziomycetes; Malasseziales; Malasseziaceae
Exons: 1
Coding region: 1-1767 (588 amino acids)
Biological process (GO): cardiolipin biosynthetic process
Cellular component (GO): mitochondrion
Molecular function (GO): CDP-diacylglycerol-glycerol-3-phosphate 3-phosphatidyltransferase activity
Source: RefSeq, a predicted model, not a curated record
AUGUCUACCCAACGAUCUUCCGCGAUUGCAACGCACAAGGCGGGAAUAUUUGGUACGAAAACCAAUGCUUGGGAUGAAUUUGAACUACCUGAAAUGGUAUCAGAGAUACUCAAAGUACCCAUGUUUUCUGUCUCGUCAGAAUCAAUUGUGACUGUGCGCACACCACGACAGUUCUAUGGGCUUUUAAAAAACAAAAUCAUGCAAGCCAAAAGGCGCAUCUUUAUUUCAACUUUGUAUAUUGGGAGAGAGGAACGUGAACUUGCCAUUUAUCUUGGUCAAGCAUUAGCAAGGCAGCCCCAGCUUCAGCUUACAAUUCUCAUGGAUGCAAUGCGUGCAACACGCGAAAGCCCAUCGAGCGUGUCAAGCGCAUCUCUUCUGUCGCAUCUCGCAGCCAUGUUUCCAAAUCAAGUUGAUAUACGUUUGUAUGCCACGCCUGCAUUGCGUCCGAAAAGCCUCAAAGCGCGUCUUAUUGGAAAACGAUUCAAUGAAGGUCUCGGUCUACAGCACAUGAAAGUAUAUGGGUUCGACGAUGAUGUGAUUAUCAGUGGUGCCAAUCUAUCAAGAGAUUACUUUAUUCGGCGGAUGGAUCGCUACAUGCUUAUUCAAAACCAUGAGUCAAUUGCCAACUAUCUGCAUAGCCUUAUUCUGCUAAUUAGCAGGUUCAGCUACGAGUUGCAAUACAAAGGCGAUAAACAGCUGAUCAACUUCUGCAGAGAGCAUAUCUUUGACAUGGACGAUUUUUCCAAAGAACACAUGGCACUCAGUCAAAGCUCUUUUCACUUAGGCUGGGAUGGAGGGGAUGGUCUUCUUCUUUCGGAGGACACUGAUGGAACAAUCUCUGCAGCUGGUCUUUGGCCAUCAUCAGAAACUUUUCCAGAAAAAAAUUGGAAAGACGUGGCCUCUAAAACAUUGCGAGAUUUUACAAUUCGUUGGCAUGAACGAGUAAAAGCGGAACGAUCUCAUCGGAAUGGCGAUACAAGGUUGAUUCCACUUCUCCAGAUGGGGCAGCUUUCUAUCACUCAAGAAACAGACAUGAUACCCCUUUUAACUGACUAUCUAUCUGCACUUUGCUCACGAAUAAAGCCCAUGCAAACUAAUCUCGCAAGACCUUUUACAACCGUGGAUCUCACUUCAGGUUAUUUUACACUCUCAGGCACUUACAGAUCCCUAGUAUUGUCUGACAAGAUCCAUUCACUCGGCACGACCCCGAGUAGUGUACCGGUCGUGUUUCGUUUGGUUGCGGCGUCUCCUGAGGCUAAUGGCUUUUAUGGUAGUAAAGGACUGAGUAGCCGCAUUCCUGCUGCCUACACGUUUCUGGAAAAAGAAUUUUGGAAACAAGUAGUUGCGAAAAGUCUUCAUGAGCCUUUGAAGCCGGACGGUGGCUCAUCCAUCUUUGAUUUAACGGAUCCAGUUUCUCAGGGCUCCCUAGCACCAGUGGAAUUGCGGGAAUGGAGCAAGUAUGGGUGGACGUACCACCAGAAGGGCAUUUGGAUCUCUUUACCGUCACACAACAAUCAGGCUCUCCAGCCUAGUACAACACUUAUUGGCUCUUCUAAUUUUGGGUCGCGUUCAGAAAAACUUGAUUUGGAAUGCACUUUGUUUAUGACGACCAAAGCUACGCCUUUAAAGGCUGUGCUUGCAGAAGAAGUCUUAGAAAUGCGCGAGUGUGCUCGCGAACUUAUGAACUCAAAAACUUUUGAUUCCCCCGAAAGAAAAGUCGAUAUCGUCACACGAUUCCUGACCAAACUUGUGAAGUACAUGCUUUGA